Budorcas taxicolor (takin) is the source of this 4049-nucleotide messenger RNA. It is a transcript of the gene PRKN, whose product is annotated as parkin RBR E3 ubiquitin protein ligase. Bases 116 to 1513 code for a protein of 465 amino acids. Gene Ontology annotation, molecular function: zinc ion binding; ubiquitin protein ligase activity; ubiquitin conjugating enzyme binding. Gene Ontology annotation, cellular component: cytoplasm; cytosol; ubiquitin ligase complex. The record is from RefSeq and is a predicted model, not a curated record. Lineage: Eukaryota; Metazoa; Chordata; Mammalia; Artiodactyla; Bovidae. The transcript is spliced from 12 exons. Gene Ontology annotation, biological process: regulation of apoptotic process; protein polyubiquitination; ubiquitin-dependent protein catabolic process.
GGGGCGUCCCGGACGAUUUAACCCCGGAGCGCCGCUCGUGGGAGGCGCAGGCGGGCGCCCGGGUGCGAGUGGGCCCCUGCUCGCCUGGCGGGCCGCGUCCGCCUGCCCAGUGGCCAUGAUAGUGUUUGUCAGGUUCAACUCUAACCACGGGUUCCCAGUGGAGGUCGAUUCUGACACCAGCAUCUUCCAGCUCAAGGAGGUGGUUGCUAAGCGACAGGGGGUUCCAGCUGACCAGCUGUGUGUGAUUUUCGCAGGGAAGGAGCUUCGGAAUGGCUUGACAGUGCAGAGCUGUGACCUGGAUCAGCAGAGCAUCGUUCACGUGGUGCUGAGACCGCGGAGAAAAGACCCAGAAGGGCACACACCUCGGGGGGACAGCCCGCGGCCCGCUUGGGGGCGCUCUGACAGGGAGCCCGAGAGCCUGACUCGCGUGGACCUCAGCAGCUCGGUGCUCCCCGCCGACUCGGUGGGCCUGGCUGUGAUACUGCAGGACAGCGAGGAGGGCGGCGCCUCGUCCGCCCGCAGGCCAGCAGGUAAACCGACCUAUAACAGCUUUUAUGUCUACUGCAAAGGCCCGUGUCAAGGAGUGCAGCCAGGAAAGCUCAGGGUGCGGUGUAGCACCUGCCAACAAGCAACGCUCACCCUUGCCCAGGGUCCUUCUUGCUGGGAAGAUGUCUUAAUCCCAAACCAAAUGAGUGGUGAAUGCCGGUCUCCAAACUGCCCUGGGACCAGAGCGGAAUUUUUCUUUAAAUGUGGAGCACACCCGACCUCUGACAAGGAAACAUCAGUAGCUUUGAACCUGAUCACAACAAACAGUCGAGACAUCAGCUGCAUAACGUGUACGGACAUCAGGAGCCCCGUCCUGGUUUUCCAGUGCACCCACCGCCACGUCAUCUGCUUAGACUGCUUCCACCUGUACUGCGUGACCAGACUCAACGAUCGGCAGUUUGUCCACGACCCGCAGCUUGGCUACUCUCUGCCUUGCGUGGCUGGCUGUCCCAACUCCUUGAUUAAAGAGCUCCAUCACUUCAGGAUUCUUGGAGAAGAGCAGUACAGUCGGUACCAGCAGUACGGGGCGGAAGAGUGCGUGCUGCAGCUAGGGGGCGUGCUCUGCCCCAGCCCGGGCUGCGGGGCGGGGCUGCUUCCAGAAGCGGGCCAGCGAAAGGUCACCUGCGAACCGGCCCACGGCCUGGGCUGCGGGUUCGUCUUCUGCCGGGACUGUAAGGAGCCGUACCACGAAGGUGACUGCGGCACCGUGAUUGAAGCCUCAGGAGCAGUCACUCAGGCCUACAGAGUCGAUGAAAAGGCUGCAGAGCAGGCCCGGUGGGAGGAAGCCUCCAAAGAAACAAUCAAGAAGACCACCAAGCCCUGUCCCCGCUGCCACGUGCCCGUGGAGAAAAACGGAGGAUGCAUGCAUAUGAAGUGCCCGCAGCCCCAGUGCCAGCUCCAGUGGUGCUGGAACUGCGGCUGCGAGUGGAACCGCGCCUGCAUGGGGGACCACUGGUUCGACGUGUAGCUGGAACAGCGGCCGCGCAGGCGCACUCAGCCGCCAUCCUGCUGGGAAGUACACGGCGCCCUCCUAUCUUCUGCUUUUUCCUCUCUCUACACACACACGCACACACGCACGCACACACACACACAGCGCACGUGCACACACACGCACACGCACGCGCGCACACACACACGCACACACAUGCACACGCACACACACACACACAAACACGCACGUUUCCAGUUCUUUCCAAAACCACCAAAGCAAAGUUAUCGGAGAAGCUCCCAGGAUCCCCGUCUCCGGGCCCCUGAGAAACGGCGAAGCCAGUGAUGAGUCCCGCCGGAAGUAUUCUCAAGCCCCGAAAAUACACUCACAGUCAGAGCACAGAGGACGGUGCGGUUCCCCGUGUGCGCUGUCAUUCUUGAUUGAAUUCGAGUCAGACUGAAUAAGUACAUAAAGACGGACUUCUCAAUUACCUGCCUUUUACCUUCAGCAAAUACUGGGAAGAAGCCUUUGGUGGGGUGGGGAAAGAUUUCAAGGGGCUAUUACCCGUGGUUCUCUGUAAGACUGCAGUGGAUUCUGAGAACUUCAUGCCCGGCUUAAAUAGCAACGGACUUAUUUAAAUCUUCAGGAAGCAUGUGUUCCCAAAGAGCCACAGGCAGUAGUCAAAACUAUGUGUUUAUCCCCAAGAAUUCUAUAUUUAUAUCUUGCAUUAAUGAAACAUCAACUCUGCAUGAAUCAGCUUGUCAACUAAGUGAGAAAUUAUGAAAGUUAAUCUGAACAUUGAAUGCUCAAAAUGUAUGUAUUUGAACAUUCACUCCAUUUAACUCUGCAACUUUAGACGUUGUUUUUCUGAAAACAUUACAAAAUCUAGAAUUUGACUUUAAGCACUCAUUUUGAGCGUGAAAAAUAAGCUCGUACGUCUGGCUUCACUGUACAUGUGACAAGGGGCCUCUGAAGGAGACACUGUUAGAAAUCAGUUCAGUGAUGAUUCUCAGUGUCAACAAACACGCAGUUUAUUAAAGCAGAAUCUCCAAAGAAGGAACCUUCCCAGCCCGUCAGAAUGAAACCAGGCAGAUCAGAAGGGUCAUGCUCUUUCUAUCUGCCUGGACAACGUUAAUUACACUGUUUUAUGUCAGCGUAUAUUUUCUUCUGGAUCUUUCAGACCUGAUUCAAAUUGCAGUUGUCAAAGCAAUAAGACUCACAGGGAAACUGCAACAACAAAAGUGCCUAGAAAGGAUAAGGGGGUCACUGCGGACGAAUUGUGAUGUGGAAUCAAAAUACAACAUAAGUGUAAUUAACCAGGUUCAGGGCAACCCGCACGGGGGCUCUGCCCACCCAGUGGGUUACUCAGAGUUCUUUUCUCUACGAUUGUAAACUCACAGGAGAGUUUUCCCUCACAUUAGCACAGCUUGAAUUGGGUUGCUGAUCAAGUUUUCAUCUUUGUUUUAUGCGUCAUUCGCAGUACAUCAAAGAGAGACGCAUUUUCGCUGAAUGCCACCAGCCUCCCUCUCCAUGGCACAGUGUGCGGGUGGAACAGUCUCACCGCUGCCUUUUGUUCUCAUGGUCCGCCUUCUCGGGAAGGUGGUGACGGUCCCUGAGGGUGUGAUGACUCUCCUGUGAGCACAGGGCUUCUUUCGGAUGGAUUUGGAGACCGGUAGCCAGCCUCAUCUUUGUAGACAUAGCACCAGAAAUCCUUGCUGGAGGGAGCGGUGGGGGGGAACCUCAGCAAGCUCCCACAGAUGUCCUGUGCCCCCUGUCCCUAAGCGUCCAUCCAGGGACUGUCCCACCCCGCUCCCUCCCGCGGAGGUCCUGAACCUGGAACGUGAUUGGCGGGAGACAGCCCCGUCAGUGGGAAAGGAGUCACGUAGCUUCACUCUGUUGAUCCAGCCUCCCCAUCAUGGCCCCAAGGCUGCUGGCUCCUGUCAGGGUCCCUAUGGGUAGUACAGAGAUGAUGCAGAGCUGGUGUCUCGAGUGAGAAAAAGGCAGGGCACCGGGCUUGAGCCACCCUUGCGGUUGGCUGGCAUCAGGGCUCAGCCUAGAACCCACUGGGGGCCCUCCUGCGCGUUACCAGUGGUCCCAGCGGCUCCUUACUCCAACCCCACAGGACAGUCAGGUGGCUCCCUCUGUCGUGGGGAGCUCCCAGCAUUUCAUACCCUCCAUGGGUCUGAGGUUUAAUGAUGCUGAUGUUAUUGCCUCCUCCCUGAUUUGCAUGGUUUGUUGGGGGUGCCAAGCUGAGCAAGGUUUGCUCCCACUUGUUCUGGCAGUAGAAGCCCUAGGUCUCUGCUCUUUUCCUGAUAGUAGCCUUCUUUUUUUUCUUUUUCAAAAUAGCGUAAAUAGAUUCUUAAAACAAGUUAAAGGAUAAACAGCCACUGUGAAUGAGGCUGAAUCACAAACCACUAUAAAUGAACAUGUCUGAGCACUGAACGGUGUCACAAAAAUCUGAAUCUAGCAAAAGAAAAGAAAUAAAGUCUUCGCAGAAGAGUCUUUAUUUUUUUCUAAGUUGUAUAAGGAAAUACUCAGCAACAGUUGUCUAAGGUCGUACUCAAAUUGUCAAUAA